Molecule: messenger RNA, 2703 nt
Organism: Branchiostoma floridae (Florida lancelet)
Lineage: Eukaryota; Metazoa; Chordata; Leptocardii; Amphioxiformes; Branchiostomatidae
Product: kelch repeat and BTB domain-containing protein 8-like
Exons: 4
Coding region: 21-1355 (444 amino acids)
Molecular function (GO): protein binding
Source: RefSeq, a predicted model, not a curated record
GAGACACCUGCAGCAGCUACAUGGCCAUGAACGUUGGGUGCUCCACCUGUGUGGACCUGUACAAGUUUGCUGAUGUCUUCUCCGUUGAUAGUGUCCGAAAAGCUUGUCUGCGGGGGAUCGCCAGACACUUUACUAUGGUUACCUCCAGCGAGGAGUUGUGCAGCCUCAGUGUGAAUCAGCUGACUGAGAUCAUCAGCCACGAUGAGCUGGAUGUUAAAGAGGAGACAACAGUGUGGGAGGCUAUGGUGAGAUGGGUGCAGCACAGCAGGGAGGACAGACGGCAUCUCCUACCCAGCAUCCUCCCUCACAUCCGCUUCAACCUGCUGACCUCAGAUGACAUGGCAGCCAUCUUGGAUCACCCCCUGGUCAGGGAGCAUCUUGGGAGUUCCAAGGUCAUCAGGAAUGUGGUACAGAAAGGGAACCCCAAGCUGAAACCGAGGCUUGGAAUGACUACAGAAAUGGCUAUUCUGUACUGUGGAUCAAAAGAGCUCCUUUUCAUGAACCCUCAGGACGGGAAGUACAUCAGCCUGAGGUACAGUCGUGAAGACAUGCCUGAGUUCUCUGCCAUGACAGUCACCAGUGAUGACGACAUUUACAUCCUGGAAACUACGGUAUUAGAAAAUGAGAAUCAGGUGUCCCUGUUCAAGUACAACCAUGCGAAGAAUGUGUGGGAGCAAGCAGGUGUCUCCUCAAUACCUCAGGGACCGGUUCAUGCUUUUUCUCACUGCCAGGAACUGCUUUUGGAAGUUGAUAUGAACUUGUACUACCUUGCUGUUGAUCGUGAAAUAGACAGGCCAUUGCUGCAGAUGAGAAAGUACAACCAUGACACAAAUCAAUGGCAAGAGUGUUCAUCACUACAAUUCAACGAAAAUUUAUGCUACAGUGCAACAUUGUCCUGCGGUUCACACCUCUACUUCCUCACAGAUUCAGACGUGUAUUGCUAUGUUUCGAGCCAGGACCGUUGGAGCGAGCGGACCCCACCGUACAUUGAGGUCUGUACAGCCGUUGCAAUGGGAACAGAGAUUUUCUGCAUAGAUGAUGAAUUCACUUACACUAUGGUGUACGACACAGAGUCAGACAGCUGGCAGGAACUACAAGGCUGGCCAAACCCUAAUCCAGAAAGUCUUCAUAUUGAUAGUCUGCCAAUUCUUUUCGUAGUAGAGAACCAGCUGCAUAUAUUGUUAAUCUGUGAUAGUGACUCCCAGGAAGGAUACAUACAUCUGGUGUAUGUUUAUGACAGGUCUACUGAUGCCUGGAGAGAGUUGAAUGCAAAUAUGCCUAAUAGGGAGUAUUUUGCACCUGGUUCUUUUUCACCUGUGGCACGUAUGUACCUACCAUAUCUGAAGGGGACAUGAACAUACAUCACUUCUGACGCGCACACUUUUCAGCGCGCGCUGUAGUAAAAGGGUCAAUAGAGUACUGUCCCCUGACAUUUAUUUAGAUCUCAGGUUUGAAUGCUGUCACAAUAUAAGAGACCGUAUGGUACAUUUUAUACUUUUAAGCAGCAUUUGGACAAUUGCCAAAAAUCAUUGCUUUUUUUUCUUAUACAUUUUUAUAGAACUGACCUAAGUGAUGUAAUUUGUCUUUGCGUCAAGCAACGGUAAUUAGCAGAAUUUAUAUCUAUUGUAAAAAUUCUACUUGUAUUUUGUUAUUAGAUUGGAUGUAUUUCCUAUAGCGUGCUUAAUCUUUUAUCUGUUGGUCUCCACAUAUAUUAGUCUAACAACGGUCAUUAACAUUAUAUCUAUUGUAAAACUUUUACAAUUAGAGUCCAUUCCGAGUCACCGAGAGGGUUUUGAAAUAAUAUUUGUAUUAAGUUUGAACCUUCCUAAGUAAAAGGAUAUUUCAGUCACUAAAGUUCUAAAUUGUGCAAACAAUUGAAAAUGAAAGUUUGAACAUGUUUGAACCUAUAUGGAUAUGUUGGAAACAUUGGGAAAGUAAUGGUACAAAUAUCUCUUUAUUUAGAACAAUUUAGAAACAUCUAUGUGUUUUUGUUAUUGUUGGAACAUGUGAUUACAUGUUCCAACAAUUUCUGUCAUUUGUUCCCUCCAUGAAAACUUUUAUUACCCCAAUUAACCAAGCUGCUAAGCUGGGCCUUUUGUUUGGGUCUUGUAUUUUUAUAUUUUCUUUAGUAGACAAUGGUGACUCCUUUGUGAGAAGCUGUCAGACAGACACAAUUUCCUGUACUUGGCAAGGAAGUGUAAAUUGCCCUCUUCCUAUCCCACUGACCCAGUUUCAUCAUAUUGUUUCAAUGUUUGAACAUGUGAUCACAUGUGAUCACAAAUGGUGAAUCUAUGUUGAAACAGUUUAGAAACUAUCAGAAGUAAUGACUUUGAUAUGUUAAAAAUGUUUCUAACAUGCUUGAAUACUGUAGAAGAUAUUUAAAACAUCACAAUGAUCACUUCUAAACAGUUACUUAUCACAAUUAAAAUGUUACAAAGAUUUCCAAAAUGUUGGAACAAAAGGCAAGAAACACCCUCUUGGUAAUGUGGAAUCGACUCUAUUGUACUUGUAUUAUAUUAUUGGAGUUCAAAUGUAAGCUAGAAUGUGCUUAGUUUUGUAUUUGCCGAUCUCUUUAUAUGUCAGUCUGACUGUUGUUUAAAGAAGCUACUUACAAUGUUAUGCAUAUUUGUUCACAUUGAACCAUUUUUGUUACCAUAGACAAUGUAUAUCUUUUCGCAUCAUUUUUGUACAAUAAAUAUUAAC